CAAAGGAGCCUGCUUUUGACUUCCAAUUUCUUCUCUUUCCCCAGGAUUUUGGAACCAACAGAACAGCUGUAGGGAGAAUGCAAAUGCAUCUUUGGGAAGUCCUGAAGCAUCGUUUAUUUACAAUAUGUACCAAAGAGUAUUUUAUGCCAUCCAGGAUAUGACAUUUGAUGGGUGUGCAUGAGGACUUACCAGUAUUUUUUUAAAUUUGAUGCACUAUAUGUGAUGAAAAGGACCCAGCUACGAAGCCUGAAAUCAUCCAGAGGUUGGAGGAGAGACUCUCCGGCACUGGAAUCGCCCAACUUGAGAUCUUUCUCUCUGCUUUAAAGUGUGUUGUGGCAGCAUUGCGAGAGGCACAAGGUUGGCCUGGUUUAUGCCUCCUCCUCCACACCCCGAAGGCAGCGCGAUGGCCUCAGAGGCAUCUUGGAUGUCUCUUCAUUGGGGCGGAAUGGAAAGAGCUGCUGGGCAGCCACCUCAGGCCCUCUUGACCUUUGAGGAGGUGGCUGUGCUUUUCACGGAGGAGGAGUGGGCCCUCCUGAAUCCCAGCCAAAGAGCUCUGCACAGGGAUGUCAUGGUGGAGAAUUAUGAGAUGGUGGCAUCUCUAGAAUCAGACCUCCGUUCCUGCUGGGGAGAAUAUCCAUUUAUCCAGGAUACCAAAGAAGGAGAGACAUCAACAGAUUACAGGCAGAACAACUGGAAUUAUACAGAGCUCUCUGAGGUGCCGUUGGGAAGAGCGAAGAGUGAAUCACAAAAAGAGAUGUUUGUAUAUCUUAGAGAACUCAAAAAGGAUGAAGGAAACAUGUCGGAGAACGAAGAAAAGAAAUGCUCUACUGCUGUGGGUGUUGACACCCCGAUCUCACGGGAGGAUCAUGAAGAAAACAGCAGGAAAUUAAGUCCACUAUGUGGAGAGAUAUUUCGAUGUGAAUCACAGUUAAAUAUACAUUACAAGAUCCACACAGGGGUGAAAACAUUUAAACCAACAGAAUGUGAAAAGACUGUGUCCAGUAGCUUACCAAAAUAUCAAAAUACCCACACAAGAGACAAAGCAUUUAAAUGCAUGGAGUGUGGAAAAAGCUUCAGUCAGAGAGGUAACCUUAUUCGUCAUCAAAUGACACAUUCAGGAGAGAAGCCAUUUGAAUGCAGAGAGUGUGGGAAGUGCUUCAGUCAGAGCAGUCACCUUACUGCACAUCACAGAACACAUACCGGGGAGAAGCCAUUUAAAUGCAUGGAGUGCGGGAAGAGCUUCCGAUUGAGCAGUCUCCUUACUUUACAUCACAGAACACACACAGGGGAGAAACCAUUUAAAUGCAUGGAGUGUGGGAAGAGCUUUGCUGUGAGAUCGUGCCUCACGUUACAUGAAAGAGGCCACACAGGGCAGAAAUCAUUCAAAUGCAUGGAGUGUGGAAAGAGCUUCAGUCAGAGCAGUAACCUUAUUCGUCAUCAGAUAACACAUUCUGGAGAGAAGCCGUUUAACUGCAUGGUGUGUGGAAAGAAAUUCAGUCAGAGCAGUCACCUUACUGCACAUCACAGAACCCACACAGGGGAGAAGCCUUUUCAGUGCAUAGUGUGUGGAAAGAAUUUCCGUUGGAGCAGUCUCCUGACUUUACACCAGAGAGCUCACACAGGGGAGAAACCAUUUAAAUGUACCGAGUGUGGAAAGCGCUUCACUGUGAGAUCUUGCCUCACUUUACAUGAAAGGACCCACACAGGACAGAAAUCAUUUAAAUGUGUGGAGUGUGGAAAGAGCUUCAGUCAGAGUGGUCACCUUAUUCGGCAUCAGAUAACACACUCCAGAGAAAAACCAUUUAAAUGUAUGGAGUGUGUCAGUACCUUUACUCGGCAUUCUCAACUUAUUCGUCAUCAAAGAACACACACAGGAGAGAAACCAUUUCAGUGUGUGGAGUGUGGAAAGAGUUUCUGUUUCAGCAGUCACCUUACUCAACAUCUGAGAACCCACUCGGGGGAGAAACCAUUCCAAUGCGCAGAGUGUGGAAAGAGCUUCAGUUUUAGCAGUCACCUUACUCGACAUCAUCGAACCCACACUGGAGAGAAGCCAUUUCAAUGCAUGGAGUGUGGAAAGAGCUUCAGUGAGAGCAUUAACCUUACUGUACAUCUGAGAACCCACACAGGGGAGAAACCGCUGAAAUGCACGGAGUGUGGAAAGAGUUUUAGUCACAGCAAUAGCCUUGCUACACAUAAAAGAAUCCACACCGGUGAGAAGCCAUUUCGAUGCACGGAGUGUGGAAAGAGCUUUAGCCACCUUGCUGGCCUUCAUGCACAUAAGAUAACACACACUGGGGAGAAACCAUUUCAGUGCGUGGAGUGUGGAAAGAGGUUCAGCUCCAGCAGCCACCUUACUCGACAUCUUCGAACGCACUCAGGGGAGAAACCAUUUCCCUGCAUGGAGUGCGGAAAGAGCUUCAGUCAGAGCAGUCAGCUUAGUACACAUCAAAGAACACACACAGGAGAGAAACCCUUUAAAUGCACGGAGUGCGGAAAGCGCUUCAGUGCAAAGAGUAUCCUUACUAAGCAUCAGAGAAGCCACACAGGGGAGAAACCAUUCAAAUGCAUGGAGUGUGGAAAGAAUUUCAGCCGGAGCAGCAACCUUACUAGACAUUAUAGGACACACACCAGAGUGAGGGCAGGGAGGCAAUUAAAAUAGCUUCAGCUGAUAUAUCAAGAGAUAUAUGCCACUGGGGGGUAGUUGUUUAACACUUCUGGGUUCUGGGAAAGUUUUGCCAGACAUCUUCUGUGGUGCAUCACUGCCCUCCUCCAGCCCCUCCUGCGGUGAUGAAAGAAUUGCAAGCAUGUGGAGGGUGAUCAUACAUGUAGUGGCUGACACAUGUGGUACAAAUGCAGCAACAGCUCAAAUGGAAUGCUUAACACAGAGACAAUAAGCGCCGCUCAGAUUUUUUUUUUGGUGCCAUGACUAGGAUCGCUCAGAUCAUUUUUAAAGGACUAUUCCUCAUGAUUCAUUUGAUUUAUCACAUUGCUUAAGCCAAGGCAAGCAUGAGGAGUGUGUGGUUCACCAGAUAUUACCAGAUGACUAACCAUUGGCCAUAAGGACUGAGGCUGAUGGGAAUUUUGACAUUCGGAAAGCCAUAGGUUUCCUGCCCAUGACUUAAUAGAUCCUUGAAAGUGGAUGCAUAGAGUGAGGAGCUGUGGCCUAAUUUGGUGGUUGGCAGCAGAGUUUGGGCUUAAAGACUGGGCAAGACCGCCUGAGCUGCAAUGAAGGGAUGGUGAGGGGGCAGGGGAACUGGCAGCCACCAGUGAUGAACUUCAUCUCCUUCCUAGCACCCCAUCAUUAUGGUAGCCACUGGCAUCCUGUGGCAUGAAGCAUGACUGUGUUAAGAAAGGGAGGACUAAGGUGUCAGCAUAUUGUAUGGGGAAAGGUAUGAGAUUUUGAAGCGAGCAAAAAAAAGCCCCUUUUUUCAUCUUGAUGCUUUUCAUGCUUUUACACUGGGUUGGGAUCCUAGAAUGGAUGUGAUUUCUUCUAACCUGUAGAAGCUUGUUCCCUAGAACGUGAUACUGUUAGGACAGCUGGAAAAGCAGGAAGCUCUUUGAGUGUAGGUGCACCAAGGUAGGUAUUAGGCAUGGUUAAGUCUAUCGUCAUUUUUAAUCUUGCAUGCUAAAAUCCUUGUGUGCAAUAUUGUUUAUUUACUCAUAGAGUUGUAGUCUUUUUAUGUACAGUGCACUUUUGAUUUACUAUUGAUAUUCUUGAUGGACUAUGUUUGCUCCUUUCAUAAACAAAUGCAUUCACUGGUC
This is a messenger RNA of Lacerta agilis (Sand lizard), 3762 nucleotides long. Its product is annotated as oocyte zinc finger protein XlCOF6-like. The record is from RefSeq and is a predicted model, not a curated record. Lineage: Eukaryota; Metazoa; Chordata; Lepidosauria; Squamata; Lacertidae. The coding region runs from base 371 to 2659 and encodes 762 amino acids. Gene Ontology annotation, biological process: regulation of transcription by RNA polymerase II. Gene Ontology annotation, molecular function: RNA polymerase II cis-regulatory region sequence-specific DNA binding; DNA-binding transcription factor activity, RNA polymerase II-specific. Gene Ontology annotation, cellular component: nucleus. The transcript has 5 exons.